CUCCUCCAGUCUCCAGCUUGUACCUCCUAUCAGAUGACUCCACAGGGGCACAGGCCGCCCCCCAAGGUCAACCUGGAUAACUACAGGAUGGAUCUGAAUAGCGAUCAUUCCACCGAUGACGAGGCCCAUCCCCAGAAGCCCAUCCCCACCUGGGCCAGAGGCACUCAGCUAAGCCAGGCCAUCAUCCACCAGUACCACCACCCCCCAAACCUGCUCGAGCUCUUUGGAACCAUCCUCCCGCUGGACUUGGAGGACAUCUUCAAGAAGAGCAAGCCUCGCUACCACAAGCGCACCAGCUCUGCCGUCUGGAACUCGCCGCCCCUGCUGGGCCCCAGGGUCCCCAGCAGCCUGGCCUAUGGCCUGAAGAAGUACUGAGGCCCCCAGGCGUUCCCAGCAGUCUCCACCCCUGCGUGUGUCUGUGUGUCCGCCUCUCUGUUGGUCUGGGGCCAUCCUGCCUGGUGUUCCGUCUCCAGGGGUUUGGCUGUGUGUAUAUAAAUGUCCUCUGUGCUCCGGGGGUUGCAAGUCGCGCAGGCCUGUUUGGAAGCUGCACUUGGCGGGUAGUUGGGGGAGAACCUGCCCAGCCCCACCUGGCCUGCAGACAGCGCUCUGUAAAUAGACUGUUAGAAUUCAGCUGAAUUUUAGCCUCUGGUGUUUGAGAGCUAGAUUAAUAAAGUCUGUUCCUUUAAGCCUGCUGUGGGUAUUGUAGAGGUGGGGGCCGUGGCAGGAUGCCCCUGGCCCCUGGCCCCGCAGCCAUGUGUCUCAGGCCACCGAUGGGCCGGGGACCAAGGGACUAUUCCUCUUCCUGGAGUAUGCUUCCGGCCGACGCAGUGGGUGAUUGUGAUGCCGUCUUUGGGCCACGCUGAGAAACACUUGAGUUACUCGCGCGAUGGGGCAAGCGAAGAUAUUUCUGACGCUCGGGGGAGCUCCCUGUUUGUAAAAGGGAGCUUGCCCAAUGGGAAAGACGUGGGGUCGAGGUCAGGAGGACUGGGCUCUUGACACAGCUCUGCCACCUAAGACAGUCCCUGGGCCCUGCAGCCUCCACGCUUGCCGCAUGGACGGUCAAAGGACCUGAGAACGCGUGCACGCUGCUGAAGCAGGAGCUCUGAUUACAAAGAUGUCUCCUGAAACCACCUCGGGACCAGCGCUUGCAAGCAGUUGGAAUGUUUCUCCAACAAAACCAUGUAGCUGCUUAUUAAAUGCUUAAUGUCCGUGGAAGCUGGCCCAGGGCCCGUCCCAUAGCUGCCUGCUGUGCUCUCAGUGUGCGGUGGCUAGUUGCUUAUCAUCCACUCCAGCCCCCAGAACGAAAGUUGGCGAACCGUGGCCCCAGGGGCCAAAUCAAACCUCAGUGUGUUUUUAUGAAGUUUUAUUGGAACCUUCCCAAUUGCAGCAAAUGCCUCAUCUCAGGCUGCUCUGCCGAGGACGAAGUAGUUGCAAGCAAAGCCUGACGGCGCACAGAGCUGAAAAGAUUUACUAGGACCCCCUACAGAAAGUUUGCUGACCCCAGCUUUAGGACAAAAUAAAGGCUAAGUUCAAGAGUGUCUGAAAAUGAGGAACUGGUGAAUACAGACAAUAGACUGAAGUUCAGAGGCGUCUACCAAUUAAAAAAAAAAUAAAAAAAAAAAACCAUCUGGAGUUCUGGGUGCCUCUGUCGGUUAAGUCUGACAUUCGCUCAGGUCGUGAUCUCACGGUUUGGGAGUUCGAGCCCCGCAUGGGGCUUUACGCUGAUUAGGAUUCUCUGUCAUUCCCUCUCUCUCUGCCCCUCCCCCACAAUCUCAAAAUAAAAACAAAACCUUUGACAGUUCAUUCAAA
This is a messenger RNA of Herpailurus yagouaroundi (jaguarundi), 1809 nucleotides long. Its product is annotated as inner centromere protein-like. The transcript has 2 exons. Gene Ontology annotation, biological process: mitotic cytokinesis; meiotic spindle midzone assembly; metaphase chromosome alignment. The record is from RefSeq and is a predicted model, not a curated record. Gene Ontology annotation, cellular component: chromosome passenger complex; kinetochore; nucleus. Lineage: Eukaryota; Metazoa; Chordata; Mammalia; Carnivora; Felidae. Bases 34 to 375 code for a protein of 113 amino acids.